Meleagris gallopavo (turkey) is the source of this 2969-nucleotide messenger RNA. Lineage: Eukaryota; Metazoa; Chordata; Aves; Galliformes; Phasianidae. The record is from RefSeq and is a predicted model, not a curated record.
GUUUUUUUUUGUCUCAGUCAUGUUGCUAUAAAUUGUGUGUAUAUGUACAGAUAUACACACAUGCAUGGAUUUGGAUACCUGGGUGAUAAGUGAUGGGAUUUUACUGUAUUCAGAAGCUUAAAUUAUCCGUAAGUUCCUGAAACGGUGCCUGUAAGUGUGGAAAAAAAUUGUGGGUACAAAUGAAGACUGUGUGUAAGGUUAGGCUGGAAUGCAAGACCCCCCCCAGUGGCUUCAGGAAUCAGAUAUGCAUAGGAGCAGAUGGGAGCAGAAGGAGCUCUCCUUCGUACAGUUCAGGUUUCUUGCUUUCUUCCCAUGUCUACUUUCUAAUUUCAGGUUAGGCCAUAGUUUCAAUAGUCAAUCUCCAAACACUAUAUCUACAUAACACUAACAGGCAUGCUAAGGGUUGCAGCCUACGUCUUAAACCAAAUCUUUCGUAUGUUACCUUGAGCUUCAGGAAGGCUGCUGCAAGAAGAGAGGUCUGUAACUUUGCUAACCAGGUUUGAUAAGUAUCUUAAUCUUUAAUUUCUGAUGAGAAGAUCAAAUUGUGAUAGCCUUACUUUUUUCAGAGGUCACUAUUCGUGUCAGAAAAUGUGACCAUGGUUUGGCCUGGAAUUUGAAUGUGCUGUGUAUCAGAUAACUGUUAUCACGUGGCUGCAGAGGAGAAUAUAUACAUUUCAUGUAAUUUCUUCUGCUCUCGAAAGACAAAUAAAAGUGAGCACCUGACACUUUUCCCCCAGGCAUUGCAGUAAGCGACUGGAAGUUUUUAUGUCCUUCUGCAAAUUUUUUUGUGAUGGACAAGAAUGAAAGUGGAAAAUAAGUGAGAACUUGAUAAGUAGCAGUACCUCAGAAAUGAAGUCUUAUCUAUAAAGUCCCAUCAGAUAUAUUUUGGCUUGACCUGAGGGGAAGUUCUGAGGCAGGUAUUGUGAAUGUAAAACUUUACAGUGUGUAUCUGGCUUCUAAGUUCUCACUCCUGCUAUGUACAUUGAGGAGCUCAAGUUCUUUCAUAUCUCUUUUCUCCCCCUCCUCUCCCAGUUUGCUUUUCUAAAAACAAAUCUGAGUUUGGUUCUAUAAAACUUUGGUGCCUAAAAGUGUUCAGAAGAAGGGUGAGUAAGUAUCUGUGUACAUCUUUUGAGGUGGUUGGUUCCUAAAUUCUACCAGAAAUGAUAAAAACAAUGCUCAGACAAUCUUGUUGCUGCGUGAGAACAACUGCCAUUUCCCACAGGUGUUGGCAGGGCAAACCGUCGGAUGAGAACAUUUUUACCUUCAGUUAAGCUUUGUGAAUAAUUUUUCCUGUUGCUAUAGGUAUGUACAAAGAGAAGAAAAUGAAUAGUGUAAAUAAUAAAAAAAAAACUUUACCAGAACAUGUAGGUUUUUCUACUUCAUGGAACAGUCAGCACUCUGUGCCAUCUCCACAGCCCCACAGUCGCUUCCUGAGGCCACCGUGGGAACAAAUGUGUUGGCCAGGCCUUUGCCAGCUUUGUUUGGGUGGUGGCAUCUCUUGAGUUAGAGUUUGCAGAACCAAAGCAAGCAGAGUUUGGAUGUGAUACAGACGAUCAUAUUUCUGCCAUCUUUGUGCCAUUUCUCUUCCUGAAAACCAAUCAAACCUAAUCAAUUUUUUAAGUAUAUUUGCUCCUUAUGUCUGUUGGCAGGGUCCAGUGAUGAUAACCAUUCUCUCAAAGGUUACAUGUGUCCAAGCGAUUGGUUUUGCUUUGGAGUGUGCUGGUGAUCAGGCAGCUGGCAUGCUUGGCUGUAUCUCACCACUGCCAGCUUGUUGGUUGGGGUACUCUCUCGAAGUCAAAUGAGACAAUUUGCCAGUUGUUGCUAUCACAAAUGGACCUCUUGGUAGUGAAGGAUGCUACACGAUGUGCUCAGAGGCAUCUUGUGUUUUUAAGGCAAGCAUCUCAUAUUACAAAAAAACCCAAACUUUUACAGCUUUUAGCCAGGUAGUAGCUGCCCUCCCUCCAUCGGUCUCCCUUAAGGCAGUGAUAUAGCAGGCAGAGGAAUAAUUGCAGUGCAUGAGGUUAUGUUAUUGAAGUCAAGAAAAUAAGUUUACAAAGGGGAUGAGCAAGUAAUUCUGACAUGUAAGCACCUGUUAGGUAUAAACGUGAAAAUUCAGCAGUGAUCAUAAUCAUUGGGAUUUUACCGGGGGCUUGUGUUUACAAAGACAUAGCUGUUGGGGCACCCCGGAGUGCAGUGCUCACCCACACUGGUGAUGUAGGCUGGGGAUUCCCUGCCCGUGUCCCUGUGACACCAAGCAGCGUCACCUUGAGCUUGCUGGUGGCAAUGAGGGAGGGCAGCUGCUGUGCCAGAAGCCAGGUUCUGAGCCAGGAGGUGGCCAGCUGGAGGAUGGCUACUGUGUGCCACGUGGCAAGGAACAGGUUGAGGUGUGCACCUGGAGCCCAAGGAGCCCGGCACAGGAGUCAGGGUUGGCAGCGGUUGGAGUCACGUAAUUAGAAGACGACGGCUGAGCGUCGCGCAGCGACCGCUGUUGCUGUGGAAGAAUGGCUGCAAAGAGAAAGGAGGCGGUCCUUCAGAUGAACGUCAAUAGCCAGGAACUUUGGGAGGAAAUGCUGUGUCUUGAAGGCCUCAUUGUUGUUGAUGCAUAUCAAGCCUGGUGUGGCCCAUGCAAAACAGUAGUGGAUCUUUUCCGAAGAAUAAGGAAUGAAGUCAGCAGUGACCUUCUGCACUUUGCUGUGGCUGAAGUUGAUUCCGUUGAUGCUCUGGAAAAAUACAGAGGAAAAUGUGAGCCCAUCUUUCUCUUCUACACAAGAGGAGCAAAUGCCCCAUUGCUGCAGAAGACCAUUCUGAAACAGCUGGCAGUGGGAAGGAAGGCUUUGGAGCAUGGAGGAGAGCGUUUGGUGGCUCACGUCCUCGACGCUCCCUAGUCCAGUUUCGCUGCCGCCGUCCCGGGGCAGCCGCGCACUUCCCAAUAAACCGCUCCGUUCCAUCGCCUCCUCCCCUCGGUUACC